AUGAGAUUUGGAACAUGGAACAUUCGCACCUUGUAUAAAGCUGGAGCAUUAAAGAGCCUGAUAGAUGUAUUUGUUGACUACAGACUUGACAUCCUCGCAACCCAUGAAAUCAGAUGGUUGGGCAAUGGAAUUAUGGAUAAAAAGGAUUGCAGAAUAUACUACAGCUGCCAGGACAAAAUUCACCAAUUCGGUGUAGGUUUUGUCGUGAGAAAAAGACUGAGAAAUACUUUCAUCGACUUCCAGGCUAUUAGCAUGAGACUCUGUAAAAUCAGGCUAAAAGGAAAACAUUACAAUACCACCUUAAUCUGCGCUCAUGCACGAACUGAAGAAAAAGAUGCUUCUGAAAAAGAUAUCUUCUAUGACCUGUUGAUGAGAAGCAUUAACUCGUGCCCCGCACAAGACAUGAAGAUCGUUAUCGGAGACUUCAACGCUAAAAUUGGAAAAGAGCAACACCUUAGAUACCACGCGGGUGCUGAAAGCCUGCACCACUACACGAGUGAAAAUGGACAGAAACUCUUUGAUCUUGCUGUCUCAGAGAAUCUGUUUAUUUCUAGCACAGCAUUCCCACAUAAAGAAGUCCACAAGCACACCUGGCGAUCCCCAGAUGGAUCUGCACAUAAUCAAAUUGACCAUCUACUUGUGGACAAGAGACACCGCAGCAAUGUGCUUGAUGUGAGAAGCUGUAGGGGUGCAAAUGUAGAUACAGACCACAUACUCGUCGUGUCCAAA
This is a messenger RNA of Parasteatoda tepidariorum (common house spider), 729 nucleotides long. The record is from RefSeq and is a predicted model, not a curated record. NCBI's taxonomy places the organism in Eukaryota, Metazoa, Arthropoda, Arachnida, Araneae, Theridiidae.